This is a messenger RNA of Sphaeramia orbicularis (orbiculate cardinalfish), 2592 nucleotides long. Its product is annotated as thioredoxin-interacting protein-like. The coding region runs from base 1046 to 2248 and encodes 400 amino acids. Gene Ontology annotation, molecular function: ubiquitin protein ligase binding. The record is from RefSeq and is a predicted model, not a curated record. Gene Ontology annotation, biological process: protein transport. Gene Ontology annotation, cellular component: cytoplasm. The transcript is spliced from 7 exons. NCBI's taxonomy places the organism in Eukaryota, Metazoa, Chordata, Actinopteri, Kurtiformes, Apogonidae.
UAAAACUUAAUACAACCAGCUACAUCUGAUGACAAAGUAAAUAUAAAAUGCAUUAUAAUAAAGUGUUACAAAGAAUCCAAGAAGCUUUGAUAGACAGGCCUGUGUGUUUACUGUCGUGUUAAUAUUCAUUCUAUUGUUUUUAUUUUUAUUGACAGACAGCUCUGUGUGAUUAUAUUGUUUGUACUGUUGUGGACUGCAUAUUUAUUAUGUUGUGUGUUUGUAGUUUCUUGUUUCUGAUAAUAUAUCUAUUUAGGUGUUGUUGCUAUGUGUUAAUUGUUGUUUGUAUUUUCUUAUUAUAUAUUCAUUUUGUUUUUGUUGUGUGUUUGUUGCUGAUUAUAUAUUUAUGAAUGUGUUGCCGUGUCUGUUGGUACUUCUUUAGACUAACAGCUGUGUGCUUGUUGUUUUAUUUGCAUUGUAAUUUUAUUUUAUUUUAUUUUAUUAUUAUGUAUUUAGUAUGGUGUGGUUGCAAUGUCUGUUGUUUGUAUAGUUCCUUAAAUCUUUAGUAUUGUGUUGCUGUGUUUAUUGUGGUGUGUUUGUGAUUAUAUAUUCAUGUCUUGUUGUGUUUGUUGGUGGUACUUCCAUUAGACUGACCGCUCUGUGUGUGUUUGUUGUUAUUUUUAGACCACCCUUGCAGCUGUUUGUUGUUACUGUCCAUAUAUUUGCGUCUAUAGUCUGUUUCUUUUUCAGUAUUCCGCGCUCAUUUAUGGCCAAGUUCAGCCACGCGCUGUCCACGCGCUGAAGCCGCGCUCUGAUUGGCUGCCGCUGACCCCAAACGGCCCGCGGACCAAUCAUAGAGCCGGUCCGGUGAGUCCACACAGUGUGCAUGUGCUGCCGCUGAGCCGGUAACGGGACACCGGCACUACCCCUCCUCCCCUCCCCCCUCCCCCCUCCUCCCCUGGUCCGGUAUAAAACCACCGGACUGUUUACAGACACACACCCAUUCACUGCGACCUUAACACACUUAACCCGAACUAAGUGAUCCAGACCACAUCCAAGUCCCCUGAUCAGGUCCUAUUCUGUUACUAGUUCCGGUCCCGGUUCCGUCAUGGUCCUGUCCUCGGUUCAGAAGCUGAAGCUGUUCGCAGUGCGGCUGUCGGACCCCAGCCGCUCCUUCUACAGUUCCGGAGACAAACUGUCCGGCUCCGUGCAGCUGGAGGCGGAUCAGCCCUGCAGACUCAGCCGCCUCUGCGUCACCGCCGCCGGAUGCGCCCGAGUCCAGCACCGCAAGAAGAACCGGAGCCAUGAGGUGGAGUAUCUGAAGUAUGAGGAGGAGCUGCGGCUGGAGGAGCAGCUGGAGGCAGACUCAGAUGGCUGCUUCCUCCUUCCUGCCGGUAAAGUCUUCUCCUUCCAGUUCGGCUUUGAGUUGCCUCCCCCAGGCCGCCUGGUGUCAUCCUAUAAGGGGAAGUUCGGCAGCGUUCGUUACUACAUCCGGGCGCUGUUACAGAGGCCGUCCCAGCAGGUUUUGCAGUGUGAAAGGGAGUUUGAGGUGGAGGAACCACUGGACAUCAACCAGCCUGACCUGUUGGCUCCAGCUGCAGCGUCCAAACAUAAGAAGGUUACCUGUAUGUUCAUCCCAGACGGUCAGGUGUCCAUCAGCGCUCAGAUUGAGAGGAAAGGUUUCUGUGAGGGAGAGGACAUCAGCAUCAAUGCAAAGUUCGAGAACACCUGUUCCCGCAUCGUUGUCCCCAAAGCUGCCAUCAUCGCCAAACAUUCCUAUGUCGCCGAUGGACACUCCAAGGUUUUGCAGCAGAAACUGUCCGCGGUGCGUGGAAACCACAUCAUCUCGGGGAUGUGUGACAUGUGGCAGGGAAAAACCAUCCGCGUCCCCAAACUGAAGCCGACUCUGCUGGGCUGCGACCUCAUCAAGGUGGACUACGCCCUCAUGAUCUAUCUCCACAUUCCUGGCAGUGAGAAGCUGAUCCUGGAGCUGCCGUUGGUCAUCGGGACUGUCCCGUUCAGUGGCGUCGGCAGCCGGACGAGCAGCAUGAGCAGCCAGGUUGGAUCCCAGAGCAGCUGGGCCUCGUUCCCCUCCUUCUCGUCCUUCCCCUCAGCCCCGCCCAGCUACAGCAACAUCCACCGGGACCUCCGCGUGGAUGGACCACGAACACCACUGCUCAACGACUACGACGGCGAUGAGGAAGAGGAGGAUGGGCUGUUUAUGACUGCACCUCCCAUGCACUACCCCUCUACCUCUCCCCCUGCCUACAGCCAGGUUGAUCGGGAAUCUCCAGCUCUUCCAGUAUUCUGAGGAAGACGAAACCUGUCAAUCAAACCAAGAGUGGGCGGAGCCUGAAUAUCCAUCAGAGCCUCGACCUUCAUCUUUUUUCUAACAGUGAUUAAGCUUUUUUAUUAACAGUGAUUCAGCAGUUUUUCCUAAUAGUGAUUCAGCAUUUUUUUCCAACAGUGACUUAGCAUGUUUUAUUUGUUGGUAGAAUCAGAGAAAACAUUUUAUUGUAAAGAAUUUCAGAUGCUGACAUUAUCAAAUGUGUUGUUUGUUUUUCACUUCCUGCUGUAACAAGAAGUCACAGAUGUAAAUAUUUUGUAAAUAGAACAGAUGUUUAUUUUUUUACUGAAACAAUAAACUUAACUGAU